Colletotrichum phormii is the source of this 2610-nucleotide messenger RNA. RefSeq lists its product as uncharacterized. The record is from RefSeq and is a predicted model, not a curated record. The transcript has 4 exons. Gene Ontology annotation, biological process: proteasome-mediated ubiquitin-dependent protein catabolic process; protein linear polyubiquitination. Lineage: Eukaryota; Fungi; Ascomycota; Sordariomycetes; Glomerellales; Glomerellaceae. Gene Ontology annotation, molecular function: ubiquitin binding; ubiquitin-protein transferase activity. The coding region runs from base 1 to 2610 and encodes 869 amino acids. Gene Ontology annotation, cellular component: ubiquitin ligase complex.
AUGGAGGCAGUCGACUGCGACAAGGACGCCUGUGCGGCUACAGUUCUCAGCGUAUUCCCAGACAUAUGUCUUCGAUACCUGGAAGAGACAGCCGCCAAGGUCAACCAUAACCCCGACCAAACAAUCGACACCAUUCUGGGUUCCGCCGAGAAAGGCGGAUCUUACCCCAAGGCAUCCCGCCAGAAAAAUCUUAAGCGGAAGCGUGAAGGAUCGGCUGAGGAUGAUGAGAAGGCAAACAUCCUCCGCCUCUAUGCCUACCCAGGCCGAGAGCGGGAAGUUGAGGCGAGAUACAUCGACAAGUCGGAGCAAAUCCUGAAGCAUGAUUUCCCUCAGGUUCUCCAGAAGUGCCUCGCGAAGGUCUUCUUUGACCAUGACAAUCAACUGCUGCCCACAUACCUUCGCAUAGAUCAAGCUGUCGAGGAUCUGAAAAAAGGUGUACGAGAUGGCCUCCCUCCCGGCUUUGCGCUCAAGAAGAAGCCGACUCCGCCAUCGGAGCGUAUCUUUGAGGGAGAGAGACUGGAUCACCUCAUGAGAACGGCGAACCCUGUUGAAAAGAGAGCUUUGGACGAACUUGUGGCCGCCCGCCAAGUGCUGGAGGCUACCAAGACCAAGCAAGAAGCAGCUAGACUUGAGGCUGCCAGAGAGGCUGAGAACUUUGAGACAGCAAAGGCCCUUGGCACUGUUUUGGACUGUGGCUGUUGUUAUGGCGAGUUUGCUUUCAAUCGUAUGGUCUGCUGCGAGAAAGAAACCCAUUUCUUUUGUGUCGACUGUGCACGCCGCAACGCCGAGACAGUUGUUGGUCUCUCGAAAUAUGAGAUCACAUGCAUGUCCACAGAUGGAUGCGAUGCUGUAUUCUCCUACAAAGAACGCGCCAAGUUCAUUAACGAGCAGCUCACCCAAGCUUUAGAUCGCAUUGAAUCCGAGGCCAAUCUUCGAAUGGCUGGCAUUGACGGCUUGGAGACCUGUCCCUUCUGUCCUUAUGCUGCCGAAUAUCCGCCUGUCGAAUCCAACAGAGAGUUCAAGUGCGAGAAUCCCGAAUGCCACGUGGUCAGCUGCCGGCUCUGCAGAGAAGAAACCCAUAUACCCAGAACCUGCGAAGAAGCUGCUAGUGACAGCACAGAAGGUGCUCGGCGUCAGAUUGAGGAGGCCAUGUCCACUGCGCUCAUCCGCAAAUGCAACAAGUGCGGCAUGGCUUUCGUCAAGGAAUCAGGGUGCAACAAGAUGACUUGUCCCAAGCGUGGAUGUAGGAACAUCCAGUGCUACGUUUGCUCCAAGUCGUGCGACUACGCUCACUUUGACGACAAGACUAGAGGUGGAAAGAAGGGCAACUGUCCCCUCUUUGACGAUGUCAACACACGCCACAAUGAGGAAGUGCAACACGCCGAGGCACAAGCCCGCCAGGGGAUUCUAGAGCGACACCCAUCGAUGAAAGCAAAGGAAGACCUUCUCAAGGUCAACUCGGGGGUUCCCGUGGCACCAGCAGUCCCCAAGGAGAACCGCCUAGAAGCUCGAGCUGCCCAGGAAUGGGCGGAAGUAGAUGCCAUGAUUGAGCGGCAUGAUCUCGAGGUACGACCUUUUUACCGCCCGAAUGUCCAACCCGGAAUGGUUCAACCAGUUCCUGGCAUUCCCUAUCAGUGGACUCCGGCCGGCAUUUAUCAGCCAAUGCCACAGCCACAAGCUCAUCCUUUUGUUGCGCCGGGAGGGGUUGCUGCUGGAGUCCAGAAUCCGUGGUUUCACUUGGGUCCUCCAAACUAUGCAUACUUGCAUGGCCAUAACUACAUGAUGCUAGAUCAGCAACAUGGCCCAGUCGUCGGACCCGGACCAGGUUUCGGAAUUCCGCAAGAUCCCAGAGGCCCUUACUUGGGACAAAACAAUGCACUGCCGGCGGCUCCCCAGCUUGUAGGCCCAGCAAUGCCAGGCAUCGCGCCUCACCAGCCUGCAGUCCAAGCAGUGCCAGGCAUCGCGCCUCGCCCGCCGCCUGCAGUUCAAGCAGUGCCAGUCAUCCCGCCACCCGAUCAGGCAAGACUUGAUGAUCCUAACAACUUGGGCUUCGAAGAGGGAUGGGGUCCAGAGUACGGAGAACCUAGAGAGUUGAAGAGGCAGAAGUUCCUCAAUAAGGGUGCGGCACGGCCUGACCACCAGAACAUGAUCGAUAAGGCAAGGGGGCAGCGGGCACGUCAGCAGGCCGAGCAUCAGUCCCGGCACCUCAUGGCCCAUCAUUUUGAAGCCGUACCGGAGGAUAAUGACUUUUUCGGAACUCGACUGGAACGACUUGGAGGACCUGUGCAGCCCGCCAUGGCCGAUUUUCCUGCAGCUCGAUUAGGAGCCGGCCCCGGUAGCGGACCUCGAUUGGGAGUUGGACCUCGAAUGGCAGUCGGCUCCAAUGGCGGAUCUCGAUUUGGAGUAGGGCCCAAUGGCGGACUCGCACGAUUCGUGGCUAGCAUUAAGGAUCGGGACGGACCCCAAGCUCAGAAUCCGGCACCCAUGAGUCGAGCAUCCCAGCGAGCCUUUAAUGCAGGUAACGAACUUCGACAGCGCCUUGCCCUUGAGCGCGGCGGAGCGAGUGGUAGCCCCGGAAGAAGCAGAGAUCAUCCUAUCAAGAUGGACUAA